AUGGCACAGACAGGCGGCACAUGCCAUCGCCAUUCAUCAUGGUCUUACAACAUAAGCAUAGGCGCGCCUGAUGCGACCCCAUCGAAAUCAAGCCACGACGCCAAAGGAGGAGACGAGACAAACAUCAGCGAGGACUGGGAGGUUGUCGAAUGGCCCAUCGCACAACCCACCUUGGAGCCCGUCGUAGAGCCCGUCGUAGAGCCCGUCGUAGAAGACACAGAACCAGAGGAACCAGGCUACCGUAGAGUACGCAGCCAGUUCACAUUCGACGUCGGCUGGGGAACUUGGAGGACAACUGUAUUUAAAUGGGAUAUGGAGGCUCGGUUCAAGGAGUCGUGA
Molecule: messenger RNA, 339 nt
Organism: Alternaria ventricosa
Lineage: Eukaryota; Fungi; Ascomycota; Dothideomycetes; Pleosporales; Pleosporaceae
Exons: 2
Coding region: 1-339 (112 amino acids)
Source: RefSeq, a predicted model, not a curated record